AAAAAGUUGAAGAUGCGUCAGUCCCCCACACUUAGUUUCUCUUGCAUUUGUUAUUUGACAAUGGCAUGUUAGGGAAAAAGCAAAAGACGAAAGCCAAAUUCUCUCUCACGAGUUAUCAAUAUGGAUUUGAAGGAUGAAAAGAUGACAGUAUUUGAAAGCAAUAAUGACCUCCUUGAAGCUCAGGCUCACAUAUGGAACCACAUCUUCGACUUUAUAAACUCCAUGUCUCUCAAAUGUGCCAUUCAACUUGGAAUUCCAGAUGCCAUCCAUCGCCAUGGCCCCAACCCUAUGCCCCUUUCUCUUCUUGUUUCAUCCCUCAAACUUCAUCCUAAUAAAACCCAAUUCAUAUACCGCUUGAUGCGUUUAUUGACAUACUCCGGCUUCUUUGCUCUACAAGAAGAAGGAUAUAUGUUGACCAAUUCAUCUCGUCUUCUUCUUAAAGACAACCCUUUGACUCUCACUCCAUUCUUGCUUUCCAUGCUUGAUCCGCUCAUCAUAGAGCCAUGGCAGUUGUUCUCGGCUUGCUUCCUAAAUGACGAUAAGACCUUAUUUGAUACAGCUCAUGGAAUGUCGUUUUGGGAGUAUGUAGGUGGAAGGCCAAAAGAUAAUGAUGUUUUUAAUGCAGGCAUGGCGAGUGAUGCAAAGUUGGUGAUGAGUGUUUUGUUAGGUAAAUAUAAAGGUGUUUUUGAAGGACUUGGCUCACUAGUUGAUGUGGGAGGUGGCACUGGAACUAUGGCCAAAGCCAUUGCUGAGGCUUUUCCUCAAACGGUAUGCAUUGUGUUAGAUCUUCCUCAAGUAGUGGCUAACAUGAAAGAUAACGAAAACUUGAAAUAUGUUGGAGGGGACAUGUUUGAAGCCAUUCCUCCUGCUGAUGCACUUCUAUUAAAGUCUACUUCAACCACAUACCAGAAACAAAAUCAAAAUAUUAAAAAAAAAAAAAAAAAAAAAGAAAGAAGGAAGAAGAGUUUUCACAUAGCAAAUUGUGGUUGCACAAUUGUGUACGUAGACUACAAAAAAUUUGAUGCACUCAUAUCUUUAACAUUAUUAUAUGAUAGGUUAUUAUAAUCAAUAUUUUGGUGAAUUUUAUACUAUACCUAUCUUUAUGUAAAAUUGUUACAAUCAUAGAGUAGAGAAAACUAAAAAAUUAUAUUUAAGGUAAAAAGGAGAAAGGAGUUUUUCUCCAAAAAAAAUCAGUGGUUAGACACUAGGUGAGCUGCAAAAGGAUGAAUUCAACUCGAGAUGCAUCUAAAUAUUUUUCGAUCAAUUAUAUAUUUAUUUAUUUGGCUUGAGUGUUGUUAAAGUAUUUAUGUGAUUAAAUUUUGUGCAAACCUAUUAGCUUAAGCUUUUUAGCUAGUAGGUUUUAGGUUAUUAAUUGAUGAUUUAAUAUAGUAUUAAAUUAGUGGAUCCCAUGUUUGAACCUCUAUUUUUUUUCCUUUUCUUCUUCCUUUUGAUAUAUGAUCCUUUAAAUGAUAAAUGUACUUUUUAAAUUCAACCUCUAUGUUUAAAUGUAGUUACAUAAUUUUCUAGAGAGAACUACAAUUUCCUUGGUUGAAUGGGCUCUCAGUGGAUAAGUAUUUGUCACUGUGGAUAAGUAUUAUGUCAAAUUUGAAGAAUGGGCUCUCAGUCUGCAUUCUACUCCUAAUCUCAUCCCAAGUUAUGGAGGCUAGACAAUUUUUAGGGAUAUCCCUUUGCAUGCUUGGAAUUUACACACUUUCACCUAGAUUAGAGAUGCGUGUGGUGGUUUCUUAGAAGUAUCAAAGGAUACUUGGAGAAAAGUUGAUAUUAUGGAAACUCGUAUCAAGAUCAAAAGAAACUUCAUAGGCUUCAUCCCAACGGCUAUAGCCAUCUCCGAUAACAAAGGUAAUCGUUUUAUUGUGCAUCCAAUUACUCAAGUGUCUGGGAAGUGGUUAGUUAGACAUGAUUCAAACAUACAUGGAUCCUACAUGAAGGAGGUGGUCGUGAGUUUCAAUGAAUUUGACACAAACAAUGAACAGUACAAUAGUUGUGACAACAUUGCUUACCCUCCCCAACUGAAUGAACAGUGUUUGGUUACAAAUAAUUCAAUUACAACCAAAUGCAAACUAGAUAUUAUGUUGGAACCCAAGGUAAUCUGAAGUACUAAUAGUGAAAAAAAUAUUUUUAAAUCAGCUGAACAGUCGAAAGGAAAAGAGAAGAUGAAUGAAAUAGACAAGGGGAAGAAAAUUUGUGAUGAUGAAUCUAACACUAGUCACUUCGGUUUAAAUGUUAAGAGAAAGGUCAUUUUCCCCAAGAAACAAAACUUAAUAUUAUAACCCAUCUUAUGCUCCUGCCAUGUCAAUUUGAAUUGCCAGCCCACCAAGUCCAAAAAGAAAGAUUGAAAAGAAAAAUGACAGACGAAUCUAUCGUGUGAAAAGCCCAACAAAAAAUUAGCCCAAUUGUUUGCUAAAUCAGUGCAACUACCUAGAAAAAAUUUAAGUUAAUGGGAAUAAUGUCCCUGGGCCCGACCAACCAGAUUUUGAACGUUUUGUGGAGUUAGGUUACAUCUACCUGGAAUCAGAUGCAAAAGUCUCUAGCCCAAAUCAAUUAUAACCAGAGCAUAGACCCCUUAUCCUACUCAAUCUGAGUUUAUGAAAGGCAACAUGGAAGUGAUUAUGAAAGAUAUAAAGAAGAGGAAUAUCCAAAAGUACUAGGAAGCUUCUUCAAAAAUGACUUCAAAAGAAUGGCUUCACUCAAAUAACUUAUGAGUUAUCUCAACAGAUGCAAUAGCAAGUCCGAAUAAUUUUCAGACGGGUAAUUUAGAUGAUUUCUUUGUAGGCCAAAAGGCCAAAGGGAACAUCACCUCCCCAUGAAAAUUAUCACUUGGAAUGUUAGAGGGUUACGCUCUCCCUAAAAAAGAGCCUUAAUAAAAUGCACUAUUUCUAGCUCCUGUCCAAAA
Molecule: messenger RNA, 2914 nt
Organism: Benincasa hispida (wax gourd)
Lineage: Eukaryota; Viridiplantae; Streptophyta; Magnoliopsida; Cucurbitales; Cucurbitaceae
Product: trans-resveratrol di-O-methyltransferase-like
Molecular function (GO): protein dimerization activity; O-methyltransferase activity
Source: RefSeq, a predicted model, not a curated record